GCUCUGGAGAAGUGCAAAGAUGCAGGAUUAACCAAGUCCAUUGGGGUGUCUAAUUUCAAUCGCAAACAGCUGGAAAUGAUACUGAACAAGCCAGGACUCAAGUAUAAGCCCACCUGCAACCAGGUGGAAUGUCACGUUUAUCUCAACCAGAGCAAACUUCUGGAGUACUGCAAGUCCAAGGACAUUGUUCUCGUUGCUUACAGUGCCUUGGGAUCACACAGGGAUCCAAACUGGGUCGAGCAGAAUAGUCCACAGCUCUUGGACGACCCAGUCCUGCAUGCCAUUGCUAAGAAACGGAACCGUACCCCAGGUCAGGUUGCUCUGCGCUACCUCCUGCAGCGUGGGGUGGUGGUCCUGGCCAAAAGCUUCAGUGAGAAGAGAAUCAAAGAGAACAUGCAGAUUUUUGAGUUUGAAUUGACUGCAGAUGACAUGAAAGAAAUCGAUGGCCUCAACAAAAAUUUCCGCUAUAGUAAAUUUCUAUAUGCUGUUAAUCACCCUAAUUAUCCAUUUUCUGAAGAAUACUGACCAUGAAGUGUGGAAUGUUAAUCAAGAAUAUUCUGCUUUUAGAUGUAUGGAGUAGAAAUGAAUAAGAAGCGGUGUCU
Ochotona curzoniae (black-lipped pika) is the source of this 602-nucleotide messenger RNA. Its product is annotated as aldo-keto reductase family 1 member C15-like. The record is from RefSeq and is a predicted model, not a curated record. NCBI's taxonomy places the organism in Eukaryota, Metazoa, Chordata, Mammalia, Lagomorpha, Ochotonidae. The annotation marks the transcript as partial. The transcript is spliced from 5 exons. Gene Ontology annotation, biological process: steroid metabolic process. Gene Ontology annotation, cellular component: cytosol. Gene Ontology annotation, molecular function: aldose reductase (NADPH) activity; steroid dehydrogenase activity; ketosteroid monooxygenase activity.